Haliotis rufescens (red abalone) is the source of this 6342-nucleotide messenger RNA. RefSeq lists its product as uncharacterized. The transcript has 38 exons. Gene Ontology annotation, molecular function: protein binding. The coding region runs from base 28 to 6231 and encodes 2067 amino acids. The record is from RefSeq and is a predicted model, not a curated record. Lineage: Eukaryota; Metazoa; Mollusca; Gastropoda; Lepetellida; Haliotidae.
AGAUUAUCAGCAUCAUUAGCGAUCACGAUGAAGAGAGUGGUCUUUGCUGUGCUUGCGCUAGUGAGUCUCUCUGAGAUUCAGAGCGCGCCUACAACAGCUGACCCAGGAUGUGGACAGAACCCUGCAGAUAUUGUGUUUUUAUUGGAUUCGUCGGGAAGUGUAGGGAGAUCAAACUUUCAAAAACAGCUGGACUUUGUAAGUAAAUUUGCAAAUUCGUUUACCAUUGGACCUCAGGGUGUUCAAAUCGGCGUCACCACGUUCGCCACGCAUCCCACAAACCGGUUUUGGUUGAAUUCUCAUACAAAUAAAGCCGAUCUCGUCAAAGCCAUUCAAGCAGUUCCCUAUUCGGGCGGAAGCACAGCCACAGAUGAGGCUUUGAGUUUCGUCAAGAACCAAGCGUUCACGAAGGCUCACGGUGACAGGGACAAAGUUGCCAACAUCCUCAUCGUCAUGACUGACGGCCAAUCCAACGUCAAGGCAAAGACGGCGGCGCAGGCGGCAAGUAUCAAGAAGGGGACGACCUGGUCUGUGUUUGCUAUUGGUAUUGGAAGCGGCGCCUCCAAACCGGAACUGAACACCAUAGCAACCGACUCCAAACACGUCUUCACUGUGGAGAACUUCAGCGCUUUGCAGAACAUCCAGGCCACGCUGAAGAAGACAGCUUGUCAAAUUGACGGACAAUGGAACAAAUGGGGCUUUUACUCCCCCUGCACGAAGAAGUGUGGCGGAGGGAACCAGUACCGGGAGAGGACAUGCAGCAACCCUCCCCCAUCGCACGGAGGCAAGCCUUGCGCAGGAGCAGCCCGCGAAACCAAAGCAUGUGCAACAACACCUUGCACAACCACCCCCAAACCAACAACCACACCCAGACCCACCCAUGCUACCACGUCGACAGUUGCGCCAGGAUGUGGCCUCCAACCAGCAGAUAUUGUCUUCAUAGUCGACUCGUCAGGAAGUGUCGGUUCCGCCAACUUCCAAAAGAUGUUGACCUUCAUCGAGACCAUGGUUCAGGGAUUCGACAUCGGCCCACAGGGCGUCCAGAUCGGCAUGAUCACCUUCGACAGUAAGACCUACCUGCAGUUCCAUCUGAACAAGUACGCGUCCAAGUCCGACAUCAUCAAAGCAAUCAAAGCCACGAAGUACACUCGAGGAAACACGUACACUCACCUUGCCCUUCAGUAUGCCAGACAGACCAGUUUCACCGCCGCCAACGGUGCCAGACCUAAUGCCGCUAAGAUUGCCAUCGUCAUCACCGACGGUCAGUCCAACAUCCCCACCUCAACCAAGACCGAGGCCCAGAAGCUCAAAGAUGCUGGAGUCACUGUGUUUUCCAUCGGCGUUGGCAGCGGUGCCAGACAAACCGAACUCCAAGCAAUGGCCACAGACCCUGAUUCCCAACAUGUCUUCAUCGUGACGAAUUUCGACGCUCUAAAGCUAAUCAAGUCACAGCUCCAACAGAAAGCAUGUGAAGUAAAACCAACAGUUGUAGUCACCACACCCGCACCGGCAAAACCAAACUGUGGCGCACAGGCAGACAUCGUCUUCCUCCUGGACGAGUCCGGAAGUGUUGGGAGAGACAACUACAAGAAGAUGCUCGCGUUUGUGAACCAGAUUGUUGACGACUUCUCUAUUGGCCCACACGACGUCCAGAUCGGCUUAGAAACGUUCUCGUCUACCACCCGGCAUCAGUUCGACAUGAACAAAUAUGCUGACAAGACGGCACUGAAGGCUGCUAUUACCAAAACUUCAUACCAUGGCGGCAACACCCAUACCGGCGACGCCCUGGACUAUCUCUCCAGCCACAGCUUCACGAAAGCUGCUGGAAUGAGAGACAAUGUCCCACAUAUUGCCUUCGUUCUUACUGACGGCAACUCGCAACAGAGAACUCUCACAAAGACCAACGGUGCUAAGCUACAAGGUCAGGGGGUAAAAGUUAUGGCUAUUGGUAUCGGUAACGGCAUCAACAACCAGGAACUUGACAACAUCGCCAGCAACCCCGAUAGUCAGUAUGUCUUCAGAGCUGCCAAUUUUGAUGCCCUAAAGAAUCUCAAGGCCAUUCUAGCUUCCAAGGCAUGCGAAGUUGCCAAACCUAAACCGGACCAGACCACGCCUUUACCGAAGUUGUGUGGCUCUCAGGCCGACAUCGUGUUUAUGCUGGAUUCCUCUGGCAGUGUCGGCUCGAGCAACUUCAACCUCCUCCUCACCUUCGUCAAGAGCAUCGUCCAAGACUUCGACGUUGCCUCAAACAAGAUCAGGAUCGGCGUGGAAAAAUUCAGCUCCAGGCCCUAUCUGGAGUUCCACCUGGACCAGUACAGUAACAAGCAGGACGUCCUGAACGCCGUCACCAACAUCAAGUACGUCUCAGGGGGCACCAACACCGGCGACGCUCUCAAGUAUCUCCAGGACAACAUGUUCAACACGAAGAACGGCGACCGCCCAGGCGUCCCCAACAUCGCUAUCAUCAUCACCGACGGCAGAUCCAACAAGCCGGACCAAACGAAGACGUUUGCUAAGGCUGCACGAGACAAAGGAACGCAGGUGUUCUCUGUUGGUGUCGGGAAAGGUAUCUCCAUGGCGGAGUUGAAUGAAAUGGCAUCCGACCCUGACUCCGCCCACGUGAUGUCUGUAGACGAUUUCAGCAAACUGCCCCAGAUCAAGGCAUUGUUCGCCAAGAAGGCAUGCGCAGUGAUCCCGCCAAGCCUCGCGCCAUACGUGCCAACACCAUCCUCCUCAAGUGGUCCUCUGAUCGACCCCUGCCAGGACGCUAUAACCGACUGUGACCGCUAUCCCGACACAGUAUGCAGGGAGUUCACGAAAUGGUCCGAGGUCAACUGUCAGAGGACAUGUCAUAUUUGUACACCGUCCAUCCCAUCUACCCCAGCUCCCUGCGUAGAUGUACUGGACAAAUGCAAGUCCUACCUUCCCACGUCCUGCCUUGCACCUUAUGACAAUUGGGCUAAGACCAACUGCAGGAAAUACUGUGGAUAUUGUGACGCGAAGGCCGUGACUGGCUAUUUCGGCACGUGCUUCUACAAGGGCAGCCAGUACAAGCAGGGCCAGAAGUGGGAGGAUGGCUGCGAGUACGAGUGUGAGUGCACCGACGCCUCCCAUGGACAGUACAAUUGCUACAACAGGUGCCCCGCCUAUUACAACCUCCCCCCUCAGUGCACCCUGGUGAGGGUGAACAGCUCCUGUUGUCUACAGCCGGUCUGUGACUUCGACGGGAAAUACGAGACCACAUCCGGACAGAACGUCGGCAAUCUUAACGGAAACAAGGUGUGCGAAUACGGCGGCAAACAGUACUACCAGAGCCAGACCUGGCAGGUGGGAUGUGAGUUCGAGUGCAAGUGCGAGGACGCCGGGGUCGGAUUGUGGUCCUGCCAGAGUGUCUGUGCCCAGUACGGCCAGCUCCCCAAAGGCUGUAAAUUGGUAACGAAACCAGGCGAGUGUUGCGCCAAACCCGACUGCGAGUUCAACACUCAGGUGGGAUCUUUCACAGGCCAGGGAACAACCAGUGGCAGUGGAGAUAAAAUGCCGUUGACGACCGUGGGGCCUUGUGUGGACACUCAGAGCAACUGCAACUCAUAUGCUCCUGACGCAUGCACCAAGUAUAAGCGCUGGGCUAUGGACAACUGCCGCAAACACUGCAACUUGUGUUUGGAUGCCUAUCUCCCUGGACCAAAUGACUUCUGUCUGUACAAGGGACACAACUACACCCAGGGGCAGCGGUGGACCGACGGAUGCAACGGCGAGUGUUUCUGUGACAACGCCAAAUACGGAUACUACAGAUGCAAUAAUGCGUGCCCCAAGUACUUCAACAUUCCUCCAGGGUGCUCCCUGGAGACGGCCAAGGGACAGUGUUGCAAGGUCAUGACCUGUAAAACUGGUUCAUUCGUGGGUUCGUCCACCACCCCCGGGUCUCUCGGUGCCUACCCCGUCCCGACCCUCCCGAAUCAACCUACCCCCGGUCCGGGACAGCAGCCCACCCCUCGUCCAUACCUGGCUCCUCAGAAACUCGCUGGCUGCAUGUACCAGGGGACACUAUACAAACAGGGUCAGAGAUGGACGGAUGGUUGUGAUUACUCCUGUUCAUGUGACGACGGAGUCUCAGGAAGAUUCACCUGUUCGCCAAGAUGCCCAAGCUUCACGGGUCUGCCAAGCGGAUGCGUUCUGAAAGACACGCCCAACGACCCAUGCUGCCAACUCCCAGACUGCAGCGGCGCACCGGCCGGAACUACAGUAGUCCCGACGUAUGGCCCGGGAUUCACAGGCUAUGGACCCGCUGUUUAUCCAUCAGGAUACGGACCAGGAGUCUCCGGAACCGGACUGCCACCAAUUCAGGGACAGACACAGGCUCCUUUGACGGGAAACACAGCUGGCUGCCACUACCAUGGCAAGACGUACCAGGCUGGACAGACGUGGGCGGACGGAUGCCAGUACAAGUGUGCCUGCAUCGACGGCAACACCGGAUACUACAAGUGCACUGACAGGUGCCCACAGUUCCAGAACCUCCCAGCCCAGUGUUCACUGAUAACGGACCCAAAUGACAGCUGCUGCAAGACCUAUCAAUGCAACUUUGCCCAGCAGGCGACCACGCCCAAACCUUUGUUCGCCGUCACCACCCCCCAGCCGGGCGUGGACUACUGUGUGUACAAGGGCCUGUACUACCGCCAGGGCGAGCAAUGGAGCGACGGUUGCACUCUCACCUGCAGAUGCGAGGAUGCUAAGAACAACUACCACCAGUGCACGGACAGGUGUCCAAGUUUCACCAACGUGCCUCUUGGUUGCAAGUUGGUGCCUGAUCAGAGAGACCCCCAGUGCUGCAAGGUUCCAGAAUGCGACUCCGCCAACCAGGGCACCGGCACCGGCUCCAUCCAGCCUCUGGGUUUCCUCGGUUCCUUCACCGGCUAUGGACGCCCCCCUGGCACCAACCUGCCCUCUCAGGUCGGAUACAGAGAUGCGUGCAUCUACAAGGGCCAGAUCCACAGUCAGGGAGACACCUGGCAGGACGGUUGCAGUCUGGACUGUGAGUGUCUCGACGCCAAGUCCGGCAAGUACAGGUGUACCGACAGGUGCCAGCGUUAUGCCUCUCUCCCCGCCGGCUGCGUCCUCAUCCCAGAUGUCAACGACAGAUGCUGCCAGAAGGCUGAAUGUGCCCCGCCCUCCCAGGGGGGUUGUGUGGACAAGAAGGCAGACUGCUACCUGUACGGUGACUAUUCCUGCCGCGACCCCUACACAGCCUGGGCAAAGACCAACUGUGCCAAGUUCUGCGGUUUCUGCGGCACAAAGACGUCCCCGAACCCCCUCAGCUGUAAGGACGAGAUCCCCAACUGCAACGAGUACCCCAAGGACAACUGUGUUGGGGAGUAUGCCUCCUGGGCCAAGUUCAACUGUCCCAAAUACUGCGGCUACUGCGGCGGCGGAGCAGGUCCAGUGACUACCCCAAGAUCCAACAUCAUCGUGUACGGCAGCGCCGCCCCCGUUCAAACUGGAGGGUCUCACACCGGCUGCAGCGACACCCUCGCCACCUGCGCCCAGUAUUCCCAGGCUGCCUGCCACGACCCCUACGUCUCGUGGGCCAUCAACAACUGCCCCAAGUUCUGCGGCCUGUGUGACCAAGUUGGAAAGGUCCCCCAGGGCACCCAAGGAACAGUAACCAUGGGGGGUAAUGGCGGCGGCAUCUCGGGGAGCGGCACCAAUAACCCCAUGUUCGUCACGGAGUACCCCAUGAACGCCAUCACCGGCUUCAAUGCUGGAUGUUACUACAAAGGCCGUGUGUACAAAACGGGCGAGGAGUGGCAAGACGGAUGUCAGUAUAACUGUUCCUGUGUCAACGGACAGACCGGAUACUACAAAUGCGUCUCAGGCUGCCAAACGUUCCCCAAUCUACCUGCCGGAUGCACGCUCCAGAAAUUAGCCGGAUCCUGUUGCGAGACCCCCGUAUGUCCAGGCUCUGGCACCGGCACCGGCACCGGGACCAACACUGGUGGUACGUGUCUCUACAAGGGCAAGUCGUACCAACAGGGUAUGACGUGGAACGACGGCUGUGACUACACCUGCACCUGCACUGACGCCGCCGCCUCUCGAUACCAGUGCCGACAGAGGUGUAUCGCCUGGUCCCUCCCAGCGGCGUGUACCAUCCACGAACCUGCUCCCGGGAAAUGCUGCAAGACUCCCACCUGUCCCCCCGGAUAUACCAUUAGCUACCCCCCAGGCUACACAGUAGAGUAGACGCAUAAUGAUGACGUCAUCGUGACGUGGUACACUUAAACUCAAAGAAAAACUCAAAUUUUGGGCUUGUGAUGUUUUAGUAUGUUUACAUGAAUAAAACCGUAAAACAGA